AUGCGAAGAUUGGCCCAACUGCAAGCACCGCAACCGCCACCGGAUGAAUCAUCUUCAGGUGCAACAGGGUUCGGAAGUAGCCUGGGACGUAUAAUGCGACCUACAAACGAACUCAAAAUGCGUUGUACGGAACUUGACGAACACGGCAAUGUGACGCUCGUUAGUGGAGAGUUCAAGAAGAGCGAACUUAUCGCCAAGUACGGUCUACUUCCUCGUGAUCUUCGCAAGAUCGAUUCCUCGCUCCUCCCGCAUAUUCUCGUUCGACCUUCGGCGAUCCUGAUAAACCUCCUGAACCUUCGUGUCCUCCUGAAGCACAACCGCGUCCUUGUCUUUGAUGCAUAUGGUACCACCGAUUCGAAGUCACAGUCCGUCUUCAUGUACGAUCUCGAUCUCAAACUGCGCCAGAAAGAAUCCACAAUCAAUGGCACCCUCGCCUACGAAUUCCGAGCACUAGAAGCUGUUCUUAUAAGCGUAACACUGAGCUUGGAGAAGGAAUUCGAAGGCGUCAGUGAGCCAGUGGUUCGAGUUCUGCGAGAGCUUGAAGAAGACAUCGACAGGGACAAGCUGCGGUACCUGCUCAUUUACAGUAAGAAGCUGGGUAGUUUCGAACAAAAGGCACGAUUGGUCAGAAACGCACUGGAGGAAUUGCUGGAGGCCGACGACGAUCUCAGCGGCAUGUAUCUGACAGAGAAGGCAGAAGGCAAGACACGGGAAGAAGACGAUCAUACCGAAGUCGAAAUGCUCCUUGAAUCCUACCACAAGGUCGCCGACGAAAUCGUACAAGCCGCUGAGAACUUGGUAUCUAGCAUUAGGAGCACUGAGGAGAUUGUCAAAGCUAUUUUAGACGCUAACCGCAACUCCCUUAUGCUUCUCGACCUCAAGUUCUCCAUUCUUACCCUUGCGAUCACUGCCGGAACCUUCGUUGCGGCUCUAUACGGCAUGAACCUGAAGAACUUUAUCGAAGAAUCCGAUCUUGGUUUCUUCGGCAUAAGCGCUUGGUGUACCGUGUUCGGUUUUAUCGUCGCUGUAUACGGACUGUCAAGGCUUCGUAAGGUGCAACGGGUCAGCAUGUAUGGUCAUGGACCUGGUGCGCUUGUUAGCAGGGAGCCAACUAGACCAACAGUAGCUCCAGGCACUACAUGGGGCCUUGGUGCAUGGGGUGGCGGUAGUAGAAACGGAGUUAGUCGAGGGGAUAUGGGUAGUACGAUGCCGUCUGGUGCGCCAGAUCUGGGCGGUAUCACGAAGAGGGGUGACACGCUGGCAAGCGUCCUGGAAAGAGAAAGGGCGUUGGCAAGGAAGUUGGCCAAGGUGGAACAGAGGGCUGAUGACGCUACGAGACAUUAA
Alternaria arborescens is the source of this 1344-nucleotide messenger RNA. Its product is annotated as Mitochondrial inner membrane magnesium transporter. Gene Ontology annotation, biological process: mitochondrial magnesium ion transmembrane transport. The record is from RefSeq and is a predicted model, not a curated record. NCBI's taxonomy places the organism in Eukaryota, Fungi, Ascomycota, Dothideomycetes, Pleosporales, Pleosporaceae. Gene Ontology annotation, cellular component: mitochondrial inner membrane. The transcript is spliced from 3 exons. Bases 1 to 1344 code for a protein of 447 amino acids. Gene Ontology annotation, molecular function: magnesium ion transmembrane transporter activity.